AUACAGGGUUAAAUGGUUAAAAAUGACGACUACGGUUGAUAAGAAAAUGUGAUAAGUGAAAACAAAUGAAUGCAGAUGAGGUACUUCGUGUGAUCGUGUCACAAAUUCACAACAAUGGACAAACUUUUGUUCGAAAUUCAAAUUUCAAUUGAUUUUUGUUUAAAGUCGAACCAAUUAUAAUCGUUAGCUAUUCAUAUUUUUUUUUGUUUAUUUGCAUGAUAUUUAUGCGUUUUUUGAAAUAUGAAAUUGUUCGUAUAAAUUGAAGCGUAAAAGUUAAGGUAGUUUUGAGAAUCAAUAUAGGUACUUCAUAUACCAUACUACCUAACUUAAAUAUGUCGAUCUGGUGGAAUUAAGACGAAACUAUUAUGUAUACAUUACUUCACGGAUUUUAUAAAUAUUUGACGCAGAAAGAUGAAUUUUGGGUAGUAAUACUCGGUCUGGACAAUGCUGGAAAAACGACGUAUUUAGAAUGUUCAAAAACAAAAUUUAAGAAAAACUACAAAGGUAUCAACCCUAGUAAAAUCACAACAACUGUUGGCUUGAACAUUGGCAACAUUGACAUAAACAGAGUGAGCUUAAACUUCUGGGAUUUAGGUGGUCAGACAGAAUUACAGUCACUUUGGGACAAAUAUUAUGCUGAAUGCCAUGCAAUUAUAUACAUUGUCGAUUCAUCUGAUCGAGAACGUAUGGAUGAAUCAAAGAAAACAUUUGAAAAGAUGAUAUGCAACGAAAACUUAGGCGGCAUACCACUUUUAAUAUUAGCAAACAAACAAGAUAUACCUGACUGUAUGGGUGUCCGAGAAGUAAAACCAAUUUUCAAUCAAAAUGCCCAUUUGAUUGGAAGAAGAGAUUUUAUGGUUAUGCCUAUAUCUGCAUUGACUGGUGAUGGCAUUGAUGAAGGAAUUCAAUGGUUAGUUCAAUCAAUUCAAAGAAAUAUAGAAGUGCGACCACCAAAGAAUGCUGAAGAUUAUUAAACCUGUGAUUAAAAUAUUUUAACUAUAAAUCUAAAGUUAAUGAAUAAGUUAUUUUUUGUAUAACAAUUUUAUGUAUUUUAAUAAAUUGUAUUAUUUAAUUAUAA
This is a messenger RNA of Aphis gossypii (cotton aphid), 1078 nucleotides long. Its product is annotated as ADP-ribosylation factor-related protein 1-like. Gene Ontology annotation, cellular component: Golgi apparatus. The record is from RefSeq and is a predicted model, not a curated record. Gene Ontology annotation, biological process: Golgi to plasma membrane protein transport; intracellular protein transport; protein localization to organelle. NCBI's taxonomy places the organism in Eukaryota, Metazoa, Arthropoda, Insecta, Hemiptera, Aphididae. Gene Ontology annotation, molecular function: GTPase activity; GTP binding. The coding region runs from base 366 to 974 and encodes 202 amino acids. The transcript is spliced from 5 exons.